AUGGCCACUCCACCUGUCCCACGCGAUAUCCUCUCCUAUACCGUCGAAGGCUUCAAUAAACCUCCUCCACAAUUAGUCAACAACGGCGUCGCAAAAAUGCUCUCAGAAGUAGACAUAUCGCACAUCUGGGUCCCAAAAUGGAACCAGUAUAACUUGCAUCAAAUGAUCUUCAAUCUUAGCUAUAAAAACUUCGUCGGAGCAGUUAAUCGCAAGAAUUCUCGACCAAUUGAUCGACUGCAUAUGGAAGCGCUCUGGAUGGAUGCCUUGUGGAAAAGAUACACAGUCUAUGAUCCCAGGUCCAAGAAGGCAAGAAGGGAUCAAGAUACCUUUCAAAUGUGCAUGUGGCAGAAAUGGGAUUUUGUGUAUCAUGGUUUCAAUGUGAGAGAUGACAGGCCUGAUGCGCCGAAAAUUGAAUCGGACAGACACGACACGAAACUUGAAAGGGCUCUGUUGAAAUUCAGGUCAAAGCCACACAAGUCGGUUAAGAGAACAAAGGCUUGGACUGAGGAUUACUGGGUCAACAAGAAAAAGAAGUUCCCGGAGUCGAAUAUUGAGCGACCAGGAGAGAAGCCCUCCGGAGACAUGGUUUCUACAAUCAAUGUGCAUGCUGAUGUGGAACGGUCAAUGGGGGACAUGACAACUAAGGAUGCAGAACGUGACGCUCGCAAACUUUGUAGAGCUAUGAGAAAGCUUGGUGUUGACAAGAAGGAGCGACGAAAGAAGAAAUCGGGAGUUCGGAAACUCCGUAAGGCCUUGGAGAAGUUUGAAAUUGGAAAACAAGGGGAGAUUGAGGAUGAGGAGUGCGGUGACGUCGAGCAAUCCGGGUCAAUGGUUGGCAUAGAAAGAUAA
This is a messenger RNA of Glarea lozoyensis ATCC 20868, 849 nucleotides long. RefSeq lists its product as uncharacterized. The record is from RefSeq and is a predicted model, not a curated record. NCBI's taxonomy places the organism in Eukaryota, Fungi, Ascomycota, Leotiomycetes, Helotiales, Helotiaceae. Bases 1 to 849 code for a protein of 282 amino acids. The transcript is spliced from 3 exons.